Molecule: messenger RNA, 519 nt
Organism: Penicillium samsonianum
Lineage: Eukaryota; Fungi; Ascomycota; Eurotiomycetes; Eurotiales; Aspergillaceae
Product: ankyrin repeat domain-containing protein
Exons: 3
Coding region: 1-519 (172 amino acids)
Molecular function (GO): protein binding
Source: RefSeq, a predicted model, not a curated record
AUGAGCCUACAAGCAGAUACGAACAGCACGUUUCAAGGACUCCCAUUUGUACAUUUCGUCGUAUCAAAGGGAUAUAUCCUUCUGCUUGAAUGGUAUCUGCCCCACGUAUCUAACAAGGAGUUCACGGUCGGAGUCCACGGUCGAGACUGCUUUGGUAAUACACCUUUAAUGUUUGCGGUCAUUUCUGGCCAAGAAGAGAUAGCAAAGCUCUUAAUCCAAUAUGGGGCUGAUAUUCAUGCACCGCAUAACCAGGGUGAGACACCUUUCUUGAAGGCUAUAAAGCAGCAGCAUUGCAACAUGGUUAGGAUUAUGGAAGUGGUGGAUAUUGUGAACAAGAAUACCAAUGAGGAACGUGAGAACACUUCUUGCAGACAAGAAUGGGCUCGACUUCAGUUGAUGACACCAGAUGAAACCGGUCGAACAGCUCUUCUCUGGGCUACUGAGGCCCUGUGUGAGAGUCCAAACAGUUAUCGCACUACAACACCGCUUCUCAUAAAGGGUGCCAACCAAUCGAAAUAA